Amoebophrya sp. A120 is the source of this 2205-nucleotide messenger RNA. The record is from the annotation of a GenBank genome assembly. Lineage: Eukaryota; Dinophyceae; Syndiniales; Amoebophryaceae.
AUGUUGCGUCCCGUGCACGAGGCGUUGCUGCUGGGAGUUUUCCUGCCCUCCCUGCUUUAUUCCGCGAUGAUCUGCUUCUGGACGUAUGUCUACGAAUCCCGGCCGUUCCUGGUGUACGCCUUGACGACGUUUUUUCUCGUCUUCUGCAUCUUCCUCCGGUCUUUCAAGGCAGAGGGUUUCAUACGGAAAGAGAUGCUGCUGGAGCAGCCGGAGGGCGGGCCAAGCCUGGCCCCGUUUCAGUCGGUCAUGCGGAAUCGCGUCUGGUAAGUAUCAAGAAAGUCUUCUACUUUGGUACAAAUAGAACCGCUACUCCAAAAUUUGGAGUGGCGGUUCUCAAUCUCCUGCAAAAAUGCAUUCUGUAUCGCCAACAUUUGCCGAUCAGAUUUGACGUUAAACGUCAAAGAAAAAACUUCUUCGGACUAAAAUCAAAUCCUCUCCGCAGGUCCUUCUGGUGCCUGAUUUCCGUCUUUAUCGGUGCGUGGGGCGGACGGGUGAAUUUUCAAACGAACCGCUUACCGUAUGUGCAAACGAAGGAAGGCGGGACAUAUUACAACAUCGCGCCGUUUGACAAGACCGAAGACAAGACCGACGCGGGCAUCAUACAUUUCAACUCCAUGCUGACAACCAUGGAUGUGAACGUGUUCCGGGCUUAUAGGUACAUAAACAUAGUUGCAGUCGUGUUGAUGUAAGUAGUGAAGUCGAAGAUCGUCCCGUAUGUCAUAAACUUCGUAAAAAGUGGUGACCGAUGUUGACGAGAAACAAUUGCAUGUGCAUGAGUUCGUGUAAUAUUGUGUUUGAGAUCUAAUGAUUAAGUGGGUGCCGCAGCCACUUAGUACUACGUUCUGAAGAGAGGAGCCUGUCGCAAAGUAGAUUCUAAAUCCACAUGAACAUCAGGCACAAGGGCGUGAACUACUGCGUUGCACCGCUGACGUCACCCAAACAGCCAGGCGGCUCCGAGCACCUGCUUGCGCGGUAUUUCGCCGUAGGGACGGAUUGCUGCAGCGUCGACUUCGCGCCCUGUUUGCAAACCAACUCGGAUAAUUCGUUGACCGCAGCGAAUGUGAAUGAACCAACCGUCGCAAAAGCGGGGAUUGUGUUGCAGAAACCGGAUUUCUUCACCAUGGCUGGAGGUAUUUUGGAUUUUUCAGUCUUCAGCUCGGGUACAACUUUGUUCAUUUUUGCAUCACUGGCAAGACCACGCACACAUGAGGUGGCCACGACGUCUUCAAAAUGAACAUGGAAAGAAACUACAUUAAAAGAUACCUGGAAUUUCAUCACAUCAGAUUCCACCGCCAGCACCGUCCCUACCGCCACGACACCACUGUCUUACGCGUAUUCCAAGCAGCCCGAAAUAUCUAGCUUCACAGCCGAGCUUUCCCUUCUCCUCGAUGGGCAGAGCGCCGCGCAGACCGUGUUUUUCCAGAGCGCCGCAAAGUCCUGCGCCUCCUUUUUCGGGUUGCAAAUCGCGGAGAAGCCGAUUUUUGUGUUUUACACCUCGGACGCACAGAAAUUCCAGAAAACGCGGGACGGCAUGGUGUUCGGCAUGUGCGUUUUGGGAAUCGGGAUUGGGUUGCCGGUAAUUUUCCUUGGCGGGGUGGUGAUAACAAAUGUGUUGUCACGACGGGCGAGGUCCACCUCCGGGUGAGGAGACGGCGCAGGAGCAGGAGUUGGUAGAAGAUUUGCAGUGCUGGAACAAGCCCACUCGCUGGCACGUCCGUCGUGGCUCAGCAGCUCCAGUUUCUUCGGAUCAAAUGUCUGAGGACUUGAUCUUGCUUCUGGUUCAUCUGGUUGAAACCGAGGCAGGGACGACGGCGAACGCGUUGCUGCAGGUGCACGUGCGUCGCGUUGGAUUUUUUGGAUUUGGAUGACAACUUCAAACGGUCGUGCUGCGGACGUCUAAGUAGAACAUCUCCGGUGCGCUACUAGAACUCGCGGCAAAUGAUCGUCCUGGUCGUGCGACGGUUCACAUGAUUCACUUCAGAUUCAGUACUACACUCCCCGCGAAGAGCUCAGUGGCGGCUCCCACAUCCCGUUACCACCUCGUCCACUUUCGCUUUCUGUUUUGACGUGCAAGGCCCUCUGUCAUGCAGGCUGCCAUUCUGAUUGUAUUUCUAUCAAAUCCUAAUCCUUUGAUGCUGCUCGACUGGAAAGAAUCCCAGGACAAGUUAAAGCUGUAGAGAAACAACGACCACGUCGCUCGAAUCG